This is a messenger RNA of Trifolium pratense (red clover), 878 nucleotides long. RefSeq names its product embryo-specific protein ATS3B-like. The transcript is spliced from 3 exons. Gene Ontology annotation, molecular function: protein binding. Lineage: Eukaryota; Viridiplantae; Streptophyta; Magnoliopsida; Fabales; Fabaceae. The coding region runs from base 112 to 633 and encodes 173 amino acids. The record is from RefSeq and is a predicted model, not a curated record.
CUUUUUAAUGAUACUAUAAGCCUAUAAAUAUCGUAACAAUUUAAGUACUCCUAAUUUCUCUUCUAUUGAAGCACAAAAAAAUAUUACAAGUAAUUAAUAACUGCUUAAACCAUGAAAAAUCUUUCCUUAAUCAUCACAUUUUCCAUCAUCGUUGUCUUCUCACAUGCAACACCAACAUUGGUCACUCGCACUCAACUUCAAAUGAAUCUAUCUUCCAUGCUUAACCAAACCCAACAACAAAUAAAUGAGACUAGAUUGAUCGGUGGUAGAGGUGAUUCCAUUGGUAGAUGCGAUUACCUGAUCACCAUAAAGACAAGUUGCGACUCUCCAACGUAUACGAAAGAUCAUAUUAGUCUUUUAUUCGGAGACGCUCAUGGCACUGAGCUAUUUGUUCCAAGACUAGAUGGUCCUGAUUCUGGGCCAUUUAAAAAGUGCAGCACAAUGUCAUUUGAUGUACCAGGACAAUGUAUUGACAAAAUAUGCAAACUGUACUUAUAUAGGAAUGGAACAGAUGGUUGGGUACCAGAAACCGUUGUAGCAUAUGACUAUAAUUACCCUCCUGUCAUAUUCAAUUACAACUUUUUCCUUUCAGAUGGUCCUGGCACUGGCUACAAUCAUUGUGGUCAACCUUAAUUAAUGUCACAAAAAAUAUGCUUAUUGCAUUGUUUUCAAAGAUCAACCCUAAUGGCGACGUUAGAUGGGUUCCUAGAGGUGCUAAUAGGGCUGCCCAUAAGAUGGCUAAAUGGGCCGAACAUGAGCCCAAUAGUGAGUGGAGCAAUUGUGUACCCACAUGCAUUUAGCUUUUUAUCCAAAAAGAUAAAGGUUCUGUAAUUCCUGAUUAAUAUUUCAAUAUAAUUUCCAUUCAAAAAAAAAAAAAU